UGUUUAUGUUGAGAGUGUAAAGCACAGGCUUUUGCUUUACACAGUAGUUUUUAUAGCUCUGGUCACUCUGGUAUAGACUAGAUCUCUAGAUCUAAUCUAAAAAUGUUUAAUCGAUUAAGAAAGAAAAAGGAUGAAAAGCCUUCACCUUCCACCACCAGCAGAUUUAGCCUUCCCAGCUUGCUUGCUAACAGAAAUGACAGCAAUGAUAUCAGUGAAGCUCAGGGCUUUUUGUGUCCAACAUGUAUGAUCAAUUUCCCUGGUGCUGAUGCUUUACAAGCCCACUUUGAUACGGUGCACAAUGAAAGUAACACAGUGCCAGCACAAGAUCAAGGAGAAGGUUUUCUAUGUCCAAUGUGCAAGCUGUCUCUGACUUCACCAGAGGAGCUUACCUCCCAUUAUGAGACUGCUCAUAGCCAAGAUGCACCAACACCCAGUGUGCCAGUCUUAAAAAAUGGUGAAAUAUCAGGCUUGGAAAUUCAAGAGCUAAGGAAAGAAAUGGAGAUGUUGCAGGUACAACUGAGGGGUUCAGAGGAAAGCAGAAGUCUGUUGUCCAAUGAAAUUUUUCAUAAAGAACAAGAAACUACAGCUGCUGUAAUGCAAUUGGGAAUGUUAAAACUUGAGAAAGAGAAACUGGAGACUAAAGCUGCUCAACUGGCUGGAGAUUUGGCAACAAUGAAAGCUAAGGUUGAUGAAAGUGAAGGCCAGAAGACAGUUCUAGAUGAUCAUAUUAAAACACUUAAGGCUCAACUUGAGGACAAAAACAGCUAUGUGAAAAACCUAGAAACCCAACUGGCUAUGAGUGAAAAAGAACUUGCCAAGAAGCCAGCUGCCGAUGAUGUUUUUGUCCUAAAGCAAGAACUGAUCUCUGUUCAAACCUUGAUGGAUAAUAUGACACAGGAGAGAGAGAAAGAAAAGGAAGAAUUGGAGAAAGAAUUCAACAGUUUAAAAGCAAAAUUUUCCUUGAAAGAAGCAGAAUUAAUUCAAUUGCAGUCCAGACUAGAGGAGUCUCCCAAAUCUGAGGAAAUUUCAAAACUUCACACCUUACUAAGUGAAAAAGAGAAAAGUUUAGUAGAAUUGAAUUCAGAUAUACAGAAACUAAAAGAUGAAAUCAAUGUGACAGUUGACAGUAAACAAAAGCUUCAGGCUCAAGUGGACCAGUUGUCCUGCUCAGCUGGGGAAGGCCAGGGUGUGAUCGCCAAGCUGCAGGAAGAUGUCUUGAGGCUGGAAGGGGAGAAGAAGAACAUUCAUAACACAUUGCUGACCACACAGGACACUCUUCUGACCACGCAGAACACACUACUGCAGGCACAGACUGAACUGAACAAAACUUUAACAACUGUAGAAGAAAAUACCAAAUCAAUCCAAGAUCAAGCUACAAAAGUGAGUCAACUGGAGAAAUCCUUAGAGGAAAAACUAGCGCAGCUGAAAGAAUACAAAGAAGAGGCUGAGAAAAGCAAACAAGCUUUAGAGGCAAGCAGACAGGAAUUUUAUGAGGCAGAUAAAAAGUUAAAAGAAGGUGGUAAGAAUUUGCAGGAGCAGACAUCAGAACUCUCUCAACUGAAGAUCACUUUUGAGGAGAAAGAAAAGGAACUAGCCAAACUUAAAGAAGAGACUGAAAGCUUUAAAGAAAAAUUAAAUGAAGCAACAAAAGAGAUAUCUACACAACAAAACAAACUUGAAGAGAGCACAACGUCAUUAGAAGAACGAGCUUCACAAAUUUUACAACUUCAGUCUACUAUUGAUGAAAAGGAGGAGACAAUCAGUCGAGCUAAUGAAGAGAUAGAGAAAAAUAAAGAAGUUUUGGGAGAUCUAAGCAGUGAACUUGAUGCAGUGAAAAAGUCUCUCCAUGAUCGCACCAAAGAGCUGGAAGAUAUCCAGAAGGUUAUGGGAGACAGUGAAAGUACACUACAGACUGUAUUGGUUCAGAAAGAUCAACAACUAAAUGAACUCAAGUUCCAGAUUGAAAAGCUCCAAAAUGAACUGGAUACUAAAUCUAGUGAGAUCUUGGAUCUACAAAAAGAAAUGUUAGGUUCAAACAGAAUGUUUGAGGAUGAGCGUCGAUCAAAUGAUGAGUUUAAGUCACAGUUAGUUGAAAAAGAUGGAAAGUUAGAAGCUGAUGCUAGAAAAAUCAGCAAUUUAGAAGAGCAGUUAAAAGAUGUUGAAGCCAAACUGACCUACAUGACUGUGGAGAAAUCUCGACUUGAAACUGAAAGAGAAGAGUUAUCUGCUAAGAUUGAUGCAGGAGAAGGAGCCAAUGAAUUGAUCAGCCAGCUGAAACAGGAAAAUAAUGCAUUACAAGAGAAAGUUUCUUCUCUGGAAUCCUCUUUGAAAGACCAGACACUGGACCAUUCCACUAAAGAAGAAUCUUUACAUAAACAAAUGACAGAGCUGAGGAAUCAGCUCCAGGAGUCUGAGGCCAAAGUUUCAAAGCUGGAAUCAAGUCUUGAGGAAAAAUCUACCAAGAUAAAUACUAUACAACAAAAGCUUGUUGCAUUGGAAUCUGAAUUGAAGACUAAAGCUGAGCUAUUAUUAGCAUCUGAUUCUGCUAAAGCCAGUCAAAGAGUGGACCUUGAGAAUCACAUCAAGACAGUCACAAGUUCACUGGAGAAAGCAAAUAGUCAGUUGGCAGGAGUCAAAACACAACUUGAUCAGGCUAACACAGAUAUUUCAACCAAGAAAGAGAAGAUAACUCAACUCGAGACCAAACUUGGUGAACAAAAAGAAAAACUGUCACAGACAAACCAGAAGUGUAAUUCACUUGAGAGGGAACUUAAAGAAAAAAAUGUAAAGCUAGCUCAAUUAGAGAAAGAGAAAACAGAGACAGAACAGACUCUGGAGACCAAUAAACAGACUUUAGAUAUGACCAAAGGGAAAUUAAAAAAGGCAGAACAAGACUUGGAGGCUGAGACUAAAUCUCGUGCGGUAGAAAAAGGUGAUCUAACAAAAAACUUCGAAAAACUUGUUACAGAAAAAGAAGAUUUACAGCAGAAACUUGAUUUCAAGGAAAAAAAUUUAGCAGAAACUGAAAGAAAAUUAAAUGAAGUGAUGAUAUUGCUAGAAAAUACAAAAGAGGAUGUAAUCAACAAACAGACAGAAUUAAAAAAUUGUCUUGAGGAUUUAUCUAAGCUGAAGGAGAGCUCCACUGCCCAAAUAUCAUCAUUAACAACACAAAUAGAGAAGGAAAAAAGUUUAGCCGAAGGAUCCAAGCAAGAAUUACAAAGACAAGUGACCUUAUUGACUGAAGAAAGAAAUAACCUAAACCAAGAGAAGAUGUCACUAGUGAGUCAAGUGACAGAGUUCAAUGUCCAGAAUCAGCAGAAGUUAACUGAAAUAGAAAAUCUAAAAACUCAGUUAGAGGAAGAAAAGAAGAAACUUAUGUCUGAUAAAGCCAAUGUGGAAGCAGAGUUUAGUGAAAAAGACAAAAAUUAUCAAAAUCAGAUAAAAUUACUGGAGGAAAAGAUUACAUCAGAGAAGCUCAUUGUUCAAGAGAAAGAAAAAAAUAUUGGAGAGCUCACUAAUAAGGUUCUUCAACUUGAAAACACAAAGUCUUCCUUGGAAACAGAGAAACAAAAACUGGAAACAGACAAAUCUGAACUUCAAACUAAAGUAGACUCACUGACACAGGAGAAAGAUGCCACAGAAAAACAUCUAACAGAAUCUUUACAGUCUGUGAAAUUAGAAUGUGCUGAACUGAGUGCUCAAGUGAAGAGCAAAGAAGAAAAAAAUCAACAAAUUGAGGUGAAAAAUGAAGAGUUGACUUUGAAGCUGCAGCAGAGAGAAGAGGAACUCAAGGCCAAAACUGACCAGUUGGAAGUGUCUCGCCAGAGAGAGACCGAACUAAAUAAUUCUUUUGAAGAGCUCAGUGAGGUCCGUGGCGCCAUGAACAAACAAAUGUUAGACUUAGAUAAAGAGAAGAGAGAGGCCAUGGAGGCAAAUGAAAAACUUGUUAAAGAGAAGGAAGUAUUGGAGAAAGCUAAGCAAGAUUUGGAGAAACUUUAUGAAGAUGCUGCCUCUGAAAGAGACAACUAUAAGAAGGAUUCUGAGAAUCUUAAGUUACAGCUAGAUACCAAGCAAGAAGAAUGGACAAAAGAAGUGUCCAGCCUUCAGGAAGCUAAGGAUUUAUUGAUACAACAGAAAAUGGAAUUACAGGCUGAUGUAAACAGACUUCAGGGAGAGUUUUCAAAAAUGAAUGCAGUUGUGGAGAAGACCAAACAAGAAGCAGAUGAAGUGCAAAAGAUCUUGCGUCAAGACAAUUCAACACUGCAAGAUAAAUUAGCUUCUCAAAAGCUAAUGCAUGAAGCUCUACAGAAAGACAAAGAUGAAGCUGAGGCCAGGUUUGAAAUGCAGAGCUCUUUACUGAGUGAGAACUUGACCACCAUCAGGGCUGACUUCACUGUAGCUGAGAGCAAAGUGGAUGAACUGACCAAACUAAAUGAUCAGCUACGAGGAGAGAAACUAGAAUUAGAAGCUAAAUUAGAACAUAAUAAUGAUGAAAGGCGAUUGCUAGUAGACAGAUGUGUUGCAAGUGAGAAAGAAUGUGAAAAGCUGCGGGACAAAGUUGCAGAACAGAGACAUAAGCUUGACGACAUGCAGGCAGCACUACAAGAACUGGGCAGAGAAAACCAGACACUGCAAAUAACCACAACUAAAGUUCAGGCUCGUAAAUGGUUAGAUGACAGUGAGGUUACUGAGUGUACAUCUUGUGGAAAAGUUUUCUCUGUCACUGUCAGAAAGCACCAUUGUCGAAACUGCGGACACAUCUUCUGUAAUGAAUGCUCCAGUAGAUUAGCUCAAGUUCCAACAAUUAAAAAACCUGCCAGGGUGUGUGAUGGUUGUUUUACGGAGAUCAACAAUAAGAAAUAAUCAACGACCUUUAACUCCUAGCAAUAAACUGUGACCUUGACUCGAGGCAUGUACAUACUGCAGUAGCUUUAAAACUGAUUGAAAGAAGUGUACUAAAGAAGUGUACUACAGAAGUAUACUAGAGAACACAUAUAUUAUAGAAGACCUACUUUUUAAGUUGUUCAAUUCAUUGACAUAAUAUUUUUUUGUUUUUUCAAUUGUAGAUUAUUUUUAAAAGUCAACCUGUCCACAUUGUAGAGCAGAUUGCAAAUUUUUUUCCUUAAUUGCUAAAGGGAAAUUUGUUGUUAGCUCUUCCAUAUUUCACAUAACCACAUUUGAAAUUUACUAUCAUGAUAGUAGACUGUUUUGUACCAUCAAACAGAAAUAGAAUAACUCUCUUCACUUAUCCCAUUCAUCAUCAUCAGGCAAGCAUCAUUACUUAGAGAAGGAAUGUUGUAGUCUCAUGGAUACGAUUAGUCUUCAAAUAGACUUUAACUAUCAGUCUGUUACACUAAUUAGGUGUGUCUGUAAAAUUAUUCUGCUCUUGAGGCGGGUUAGUUUUUCUUUUUUUGUUUAACCUGAUGAGUUGAGUCUGUGCAAUUAUCCCUCAACCUGUUGACGUAUUUCUGUGUGGAAUUAGUACAAAACUUCAUAGGAUCCUAAUACAUAGUAUCAUGUGAUCCUAAUACAUAGUUUCAUGUGAUCCUAAUACAUAGUUUCAUGUGAUCCUAAUACAAAGUUUAGUGUUGUUUAAGAGCAUUUUUUUUUUACUUUGGUGAUUAUUUCUUUUAGCAUUAAUAGAUUACUAUUUAAUGUAAAUUUGUAUUGUCUAAGCAAUGGCUUAAUCUUUAAACAGCAAUACAUUUUUUUAAAAAUUAUUCUUCCUUUAAACAAAAAUUUAUAAUUUGUAAAUAUAACUAUAUCAUCUACAGUGUCAUGAUGAAUAUAACUUCAUUAUUUUAGUAAUUUUAAUGAUGUGAGUAUGGUACUUUAAUAUUUUAAUAAAUUUUGUGUUUACAAAUAUUAAGGUGCAUAGUUUGAUUGUCCGUAAUACAUCUCCUUGUUAGUAUUACAUUCUUGGUGUUCAACUGCAUCAUUCUAGUGGGUGGUUUAGGUUGAUGAUGUUUUUAUGCUGCCUUAAGUUGUCCAAGAAACAAAAACUCAGCAAUGUUCCUGAGGCAAUAAAGUCUUCUACUUGUAACUCAAAGAUUCUCAGCCAAGUGAUUACAUAAUUUAACCCACAUGUAAAUUGGAAGUACCACAGAAGACAUAAAGAUCUUUUGUAUAACAAGUCUUUCAUUGUUAGGCUUUCAAUUUGUUUUAAAUUAUUCUAUUAGUUUAAACAAAAAUACUUUAAGUCUGCUCUGUUUUCAAUGGGUCACCCUUGAAUGGACCAACACAUUCAUGACUGACUUGACAGUUAUGUUGACCACUUUUAACCCUAACUCAAGACUGAUCUCUGCAACUAGAUGCAGUUGGUCAUUUAACACUCAUUGGAAGAGGGGUUGGUGUCUUUAUAACCUGGCCAGUCAACUGUUGUGUUUCUCAAGCAUGUGUCAAUAAAACUGAGGGACCUUGUUUUAAAUGCUUUCAACCUAGAUAUUGCACAUUAUUAUAAUAAUAUUAUAUUAUUUCACAACAUUGUUGCUCUAUUUUAAUGGUAACAUGUUCAAUGCAAGUGCUACAAUGUGUGUUAUUGUUAUAGGAAAUAUCAUAAUGAAUAGAGAGUAUAUUUAACCUUUGUGAUUUGUGCUGCAAUCUGUGAAAACUAUCUAUAUUAUUUAAUACCCCAUUUUUUAUUUUAUAUUACCACACUUGAGUCUUUUUAAGGAAAUGGUGAUAAACUUCCAUGUAUUUAAAUGUUUGAUUUCAAACCUCUUCAAACUUGACUUGACUUAAUCCUGUGUAGUCCCUAGGGGGCAUAGGGCUGCAACCAUACCUCUUCAAAGCUUUGAGCAAUUUUUUAAAAAUUAAUGUUAUGAGAUUAUUUUGCUGAACAAUUAAUUUUUAUUUUGUUAAUAAGUCUAAAAAGUAUAAUUCUUUAAUGUAUAUACUUCAGCAGUAUAUUUUAAACAACAAAUAAACUCUUUAAUGCAAUCAGCUUGUAGAAUUAACACCAUCAAAAUAUUUUGUGGAAGACUUUGAUCUGUUCUAGAAAAUAAAUUAAAAUUUAUUAUAUAUUUUAUUCAUAUUUUUAAAAUAAUUUUUUUAUUUCUAAAUUUUGACUGGAAAUUGUUGUGUUUUUAAAAAAUAACCUUUAUAUGAAUUCUAAAUAUAAACAAAAUACACUUCAUUUAGUUUUUCUUGUUUUAAGUGAUUUAUGUACAUGUCAUUUAUACCACAUUCAAUGGAAAUAUAAAUGUACCCAUUCGUGUAUAUAAUGUCAACUGUAUUGUAUUGUCUGUUUGUCAUAGAUUGGUGCAAAUGUUCCUGCAUAAAUUCUAGAACCUGGCAUCAUAAAGUGCUAGUUAUGCCACUGAUCUACUUGCAUUUAAUACAAAGCAUUGGGAGCUUCUUCAGUCUUGCCAUUUAUGUCUCUUCUUGUAGUGUGUCUUUCAAUUGGUUUUUUUUUUAUAUACACUAUGCAGCAAUUUGUUUUUAUGUACCUUGGAAAGUGUUGCAUACAUCCAAAAAUAAAUCCUCUGGUUUUCUAAAGGAUCAUUUCAGUGAAACCUGUAAGGCCCAAUGAAUGUAUAUAAAUAGUUUAUACUAUCAAAAGUUUGAUAUUGGUUUAGAUGUAAUUCAACUUUAAAGAGACAUGAAGAACUUUCUAAAAGACGCUUGCUAAAUAAAGGUAACUUGAAUUGAACUCAGUAAAGUGCUGAAGAGUUUUGUCUUAUCAUGCUAAGAUCCUGCCAGUGAAGUGAUAGAAACUAAAGAGCUUACAUGGUUUAGUGGCCUUAAAAAUUAAAAUUGAAAGACUUAAUAAUUCUUUCCAUACAUUUCAAAUCUGACAAAGAUAGAACUUACAGUUAGCACUGUGACUUAUUUUGUUGAUUUUUUUUUAACAAUAUUUUGUCUUUGUAUACAUUGUUUGGUAAUGAUUUCUCUGUUGGUUGUACUGAAAUGUGUCAUUAACAUUCCAAUUUAAUUAGUUAAUAUACUAUUAUAGUCACUUUGUUUGUUUAACCACAGAUAAAAAUUGUAUAUAAAUGUAUGUAUAAUAUUCAAAUAAAUUUUAGAAUAAGU
Messenger RNA from Biomphalaria glabrata, 8031 nucleotides. Its product is annotated as early endosome antigen 1-like. The record is from RefSeq and is a predicted model, not a curated record. Gene Ontology annotation, biological process: endocytosis. Gene Ontology annotation, cellular component: early endosome. NCBI's taxonomy places the organism in Eukaryota, Metazoa, Mollusca, Gastropoda, Planorbidae. The transcript has 43 exons. Bases 103 to 4863 code for a protein of 1586 amino acids. Gene Ontology annotation, molecular function: metal ion binding; 1-phosphatidylinositol binding.